This is a messenger RNA of Perkinsus marinus ATCC 50983, 963 nucleotides long. RefSeq lists its product as hypothetical. The transcript has a single exon. The record is from RefSeq and is a predicted model, not a curated record. The annotation marks the transcript as partial. NCBI's taxonomy places the organism in Eukaryota, Perkinsozoa, Perkinsida, Perkinsidae.
AUGAGAUUCAAUAAGGGAGUGGCUAGCACUGCUUCUAAUGGUCCUGUGACUAGCACUGCUUCUAAUGGUCCUGUGCCCAGCACUACUUCUAAUGGUCCUGUGCCCAGCACUACUCCUAAUGGUCCUGUGACUAGCACUACUCCUAAUGGUCCUGUGACUAGCACUACUCCUAAUGGUCCUGUGACUAGCACUACUUCUAAUAGUCCUGUGACUAGCACUACUCCCAAUGGUCCUGUGACCAGCACUACUUCUAAUAGUCCUGUGACUAGCACUACUCCUAAUGGUCCUGUGACUAGCACUACUUCUAAUAGUCCUGUGACUAGCACUACUUCUAAUAGUCCUGUGACUAGCACUACUCCUAAUGGUCCUGUGACCAGCACUACUUCUAAUAGUACUGUGACUAGCACUAAUCCUCAUGGUCCUGUGACUAGCACUACUUCUAAUAGUCCUGUGACUAGCACUACUCCUAAUAGUCCUGUGACUAGCACUACUCCUAAUGGUCCUGUGACUAGCACUACUCCUAAUGGUCCUGUGACCAGCACUACUUCUAAUAGUCCUGUGACUAGCACUACUCCUAAUGGUCCUGUGACUAGCACUACUCCUAAUGGUCCUGUGACCAGCACUACUUCUAAUAGUCCUGUGACUAGCACUACUCCUAAUAGUCCUGUGACUAGCACUACUCCUAAUGGUCCUGUGACCAGCACUACUCCUAAUGGUCCUGUGACUAGCACUACUUCUAAUGGUCCUGUGACUAGCACUACUCCUAAUGGUCCUGUGCCCAGCACUACUCCUAAUGGUCCUGUGACUAGCACUACUUCUAAUGGUCCUGUGACUAGCACUACUCCUAAUGGUCCUGUGACCAGCACUGCUUCUAAUAGUCCUGUGACUAGCACUACUCCUAAUGGUCCUGUGACUAGCACUACUUCUAAUAGUCCUGUGACUAGCACUACUUCUAAUAGUCCU